CAACUCCUCCUCUCAGCACCCCGACCCGCAACGCGUCGCGUCUCAUCAUCUGCCAUCCACCAUUUUCAUCACUUUCCAUCAAUUUUCGAGCCAAAUUUAACCUUUUAACCUUCUGACAAUAUGACUGGACGUGGAAAAGGUGGCAAGGGUCUCGGCAAGGGUGGCGCCAAGCGUCACCGCAAGAUCUUGCGUGACAACAUCCAGGGUAUCACCAAGCCCGCCAUCCGUCGUCUUGCGCGUCGUGGUGGUGUCAAGCGUAUCUCCGCCAUGAUCUACGAGGAGACCCGCGGUGUGCUCAAGUCCUUCCUCGAGUCCGUCAUCCGUGAUGCCGUCACCUACACUGAACACGCCAAGCGUAAGACCGUCACCUCGCUGGACGUCGUCUACGCCCUCAAGCGCCAGGGCCGUACCCUCUACGGUUUCGGUGGCUAAAUUAUCGGUCUCGUUCUUUUUUGGCUGUCCCACAUACAUUCAAUCUCGAAAUCAUUCUCGUGUCAUGUCUUGACAUUGCGAGAGCAUUGGUGAAUACUGGCCUGCCCGCUGGCUCGUUGACAUCGACCAUGGAUGCGUAAAUGAAUGGCCAGAUAUGAUGGACGGUCAUGGUUGCGGUGUUAUUCUCCUUUUACUUUCAAGCAAAGGCUCUGGGAUAUCUGCGCUUUUCUCUUUACAACAAACUGGGUACGGGGUUCGGGAUGGUUGGGUUGGUUUAUUCUCAAAUGAUAUCUAUCUACGUCUGCUGGGUUAUGGGUUCGGAUAUGAAGGAAUGGCUGGAUUGUUUCUACUGUCUGUAGACACCUCGU
Messenger RNA from Aspergillus steynii IBT 23096, 800 nucleotides. Its product is annotated as histone H4. Gene Ontology annotation, biological process: nucleosome assembly. The record is from RefSeq and is a predicted model, not a curated record. Gene Ontology annotation, molecular function: DNA binding; protein heterodimerization activity; structural constituent of chromatin. NCBI's taxonomy places the organism in Eukaryota, Fungi, Ascomycota, Eurotiomycetes, Eurotiales, Aspergillaceae. Gene Ontology annotation, cellular component: nucleosome. Bases 121 to 432 code for a protein of 103 amino acids. The transcript has 2 exons.